Molecule: messenger RNA, 1395 nt
Organism: Exophiala bonariae
Lineage: Eukaryota; Fungi; Ascomycota; Eurotiomycetes; Chaetothyriales; Herpotrichiellaceae
Exons: 1
Coding region: 1-1395 (464 amino acids)
Molecular function (GO): FAD binding
Source: RefSeq, a predicted model, not a curated record
AUGGCUGCUGCUUUCAAGUGCAAGGCGGUUGUCCCAAGGUCUGAUCAAGCUCUGCUUGAUAUUGUACCUCGAUGGUCAGAAACCUCAGUCGAGCUUCCCGCGUUGAUUUUAGAGCCAGAAAUUGACGAAGACAUUGUUGACGCAAUCAAAUUCGCAAAGACAAAUGGACUUAUUCUGGUAGUCGCGAACGGCACCUGCGGACCUUUUGUUCCUAUUACUUCCAAAACCCUGUACAUGAAAAUGAGUCGAUUCAACCAUGUCGAUCUUGACAUGUCGUCCGAGACGGUUCGAAUCGGAGGAGGUGCCACAACAGCAGCAGUCAUGAAGGCGAUCACGAAAGCUGGAUACUAUACAUUGUGGCCGAAUUCUGAUGCCGUGGGAUAUGUGGGAUGUCUCCUUGGCGGAGGUUCCAGCACCAUGAACGGUUUGCACGGAUAUAUGGUUGACGCAGUCGUGUCGAUACAGUUAAUCACGGCCGAUGGCAGUAAGCUCGAGGUUGGUCCGUUCUCAACCGGGAAAGAAAGGGACCUCUUCAACGUGCUUUGUGGUGCUGGCUUUGGCUUUGGAGUGAUAACAUCCGUGGUCAUGAAAGCAUUCCGCAUUUCCAACCUGCACUUAGACAACAACAACAAUAUCUGGACACGGCGCGUCAUAUUGCCUGCGAAUGCAAUUGAGAUUGCUGCUAGAACAUUCGCUGUGAUGCACCAGGUGCCACCAGCUCUGACAAUGACUAUGGUGUGCACGAGGAGCCCACCGACAUCGGAGGCCCCAGGUAUUCCAAUUACCAUGAUAACUGGUACUUAUUUUGGACCUAGCAAGGAAGGGGAAGUAGCGGCCGCCAGCCUCUUUGACGAGGAGCUCAUCACAAGUGCUCUCGAGUCAGUUACAGAACUGGUCUCUCUCGCAGAUAUCAACCUCCCACUAAAACCGUUGAGUAUAAAUGGCGGGCAUAAAGGUUUCUCCAGUACGUUUUUGGAAUCGAUCGAUGCAAAGGCCAUCCAGGAAGCCUUUGAUCUGUGGCUUCAACUAGGUGACCGACAUCUCGAUGCAUACCCAACUUCCUUGGUGUUCAACAGAUGGAACACCGAAGCAAUCAUCCGAAAUGGACAGGCAGAACCCGGUCGUGGCAAAUUCUUCGAGCAUCGUACUCAAAGUAUGGUGGCCAAUGUUAUGCGAUGGUCCAUCAAGAAAGAAAGUGUGCAAGCGGUGGAACAGUUUGGUGAUAAUUUCUUGAGGAUUGUGAGGAGUGGUUCGGCUGGACCACCCAAAUCCAUUCCAAACAACCAGCGUCCAGAUAUGGAUCUUGAGGAGCUUUACAGCCGAGGCAAGAUUGCAGAAAUCAAAGAGAUCAAAUACACUUGGGACCCUCUUGGUAUGUUUUGGUGUCCUGUCUAA